AUGGACGUGCGUCAAGUGCCAGUGGUCGACAUCAAGGCCCUCAUGGCCUUCCGCUCAGACGCCGAGGUGGACGCCGCUCUGCGUGACGUCAAGGACACAGCUCUCCGCAAGAUCAUCGAGCACGUCCGCGCUGCAGCGAGCGAAUGGGGAUUCUUCUACAUCGCCAACCAUGGCCUCCCCGAGAAGGACGUGGACAAGUUCCAGGCCGCAAUGCGCUCAUUCUUCAACCUCCCGAAAGAAAUCAAGAACACGAUUCGGCGUAGCGCCACAAACUCCAGAGGCUACUUCGAUGACGAAUUGACCAAGAACAAGACAGACUGGAAGGAGUGUCUUGACUUCGCAGGGGUCAAUGAGGAUGGCCCUGCGAGUGACAAGCACGAGCGACUAGGAGACGACCAGAACUUGUGGCUUGAGGACAAGCACCUGCCACAAUUUAGGCAAGAAAUGGUCGUGUACUUUAACCAAAUGGAGUACAUCUCGCGUCGUUUAUUGAAAGUAUUUGCGGUGGCAUUGGGCGAGGAACCGGCGUUCUUUGACCAGUUUUUCCACGGUGACAACUCGAGUUUCUUGAGACUGAACCACUACCCGGUGGCUCCAGAUCCCGAGAAGACCAUGGGGGUGUAUCACCAUACAGACGCCGGUGCACUGACAGUGCUGCUUCAAGACGAUGAUGUGGCGUCGUUGCAAGUUUUCCACCGAGAGUCACAGACGUGGACGCUAGUGCCUUCACGUAAGGGAACGUACACGAUCAACAUUGGCGACAUGGUGCAAGUCUGGUCGAAUGAUAAGUUUGUCGCCCCGCUGCACCGCGUACUGGCCAGUGGAGGCGCAGAUCGAUUCUCGGCUCCGUUCUUCUACAAUCCGUCGUACAAGGCACAGGUCAAGCCAAUUGUCGUGAAGCAGGACGAAGAGGCCAAUUACCGUCCACUGAGCUGGCGCGAGUUCCGGCUAGCUCGCUUCCAGGGCGACUACGCCGACAGUGGAAAGGAGAUCCAGAUUGGAGACUUUAAGAUCCACGGACCGGUUGACGUUGCCAACUUGUAGGCUGCAGAACUCUUUGAGGAAUCAUUCACGAGAUAAUAGUUUACUGUAGUUGCACAAAUGCGAAGUUACGAUCUCGACCUAUUCGUAACAGUGUACUUACGAACGCUGGGUCGGUAGUCUUGGUUUCGAUACCCUUACGUAUCAAUGGCAGCACUACUGACAGGGUUGCAAAUGAUUGGUUAAAUAUCCACGCAAAGUAAA
Molecule: messenger RNA, 1245 nt
Organism: Phytophthora infestans T30-4
Lineage: Eukaryota; Oomycota; Peronosporomycetes; Peronosporales; Peronosporaceae
Product: 2OG-Fe(II) oxygenase superfamily protein
Exons: 1
Coding region: 1-1044 (347 amino acids)
Molecular function (GO): dioxygenase activity
Source: RefSeq, a predicted model, not a curated record